Phycodurus eques (leafy seadragon) is the source of this 5203-nucleotide messenger RNA. RefSeq names its product TBC1 domain family, member 2 (gene tbc1d2). The coding region runs from base 546 to 4841 and encodes 1431 amino acids. The record is from RefSeq and is a predicted model, not a curated record. Lineage: Eukaryota; Metazoa; Chordata; Actinopteri; Syngnathiformes; Syngnathidae. The transcript is spliced from 16 exons.
CUGACGCACAGAAAAAAAUUCAGCAAGGCGACAAGUGAAACAAGAAAGUCGGAGACGCGACAAGAAAAAGAAGAAGAAGAAGAAGUCUUCAAGAAAAAGUAGACGAGCACAAGGACAUGACAGGAACUAAACGCCAAGAAGUCAACUUCCUUCUUUCCUUCCUUGUGAGUCUUGUGCAGCUGUCAAUCAAACAGAAUCCUUUACCCAGGUGUGUUUGGGCCACGCCCCCCGGAUGGAUGCGAAGCACUUAACAUGAAAUGACAUCACCGCCUCGUCUGGCUCACUUACUGACGAGCUCAAAUAGCAUCAACAGGCUGUGAUGUCAUCGUCGAACCACCACGACCAAGUCUGUCGGUCUGCGUCGCGACAGACUCCCCCAGAGACCUCCCACAGUACUCUAGAGACACAAAAGACCAAUCAUACUCCGGCAGAGGCACCCCAGACUCCACCAGACAGUCUCCAUAGUCCUCCGUACAUACAAGAGACCCACCAGAAUCCUACAAAAACCCAGCACAGUUCUGCAGGGACCUAUCAGAGUCCUUCAGAUGACAACCAGAGUCCUGCAAAGACCAGAGAAAUUCAGCAUAGUACUGGAGAAAGAACUCCACCAUCUUCUUAAACAUCAUCCAGAUUAUCAAACCGUAAACCAGAAAAGCAAAGGUUUCCCACCAAAACGAGGCCAAGAAAAUGAUUCACAUCCGUGCUCACAAUCUUUUUGUCCGGGAACUGGACUUGAAACUGACUCACCUUUUGUAGAACAGGUAAUGAACCAGGACGAAGACCACCAACACCAGAAGGCUACAAUGAGGCUAACUUCAACCACACCUCAGGCUCCUCGCCCUGCUCACCUAGACCCUCAUCAGACACCUAAUUCUGCUCACCUGGACCCCCACCAGGCUCCUCUGCCUGCUCACCUGGACUCCCAUCAGACUCCUACCCCUGCUAACCUGCAUCCCCAGCUUCCUGCUCACCUGGACUCCCAUCAUUCUCCACUCCAUGCUCACCUAGACCCCUAUCAGACUCCUACCUCUGCUCACCUGGUCCCCCAUCAGGCCCCUAACUCUGCCCACCUGGAACCCCAGCUUCCUGCUCACUCGGACUUCCAUCCAGCACCUACCCCUGCUAACCUGGAUCCCCAGCUUCCUGCUCACCGGGACUCCCAUCAGGUUCCACUCCCUGCUCACUUAGACCCCCAUCAGACUACUCCCUCUGCUCAGGUGAUGAACCAGGACAAAGACCACCAGAGUCACCAGAAGACUACAAUGAGACUCACUUCAACCACACCUCAGGCUCCUUUCCCUGCUCACCUAGACCCUCAUCAGACACCUAAUUCUGCUCACCUGGACGGCUAUCAGGCUCCUAACUCUGCCCACCUAGACCCCCAGCUUCCUGCUCACCUGGACUCUUAUCAGGCACCUCUUCCUGCUCACCUAGAAAGCCAUCAGACUCCUCUACCUCCUCACCUGGAUGGGCAUCAGACUCCUCCACCUGCUCACCUGCCUUCCCAUCAGACCGCUACCCCUGCUCGCCUGGAUCCCCAGCUUCCUGCUCACCUGGAUCACCAUCAAACUCCUAUCGCUGCUCACCUGGAUUGCCUUCAGACUGCUUCUGUUCACCUGGACCCACAUCUUCAUGUUCCUCUGAACACCCAUCAGACUCCUCUUUCUGCUCACCUAGUCAUCCAUCAAGCUCCUCCCCCUGCUCACCUGGACCCCUAUCAGACUCCUCCCCCUGCUCACCUGGAUCCCCAGCUUCCUGCUCACCUGGACCCACAUCAGACUCCUCCUUUUGUCCACCUGAACUCCCAUCAGACGCUUCUUUUUGCUCAGCUGGACCCCCAUCAGUCUCCUACACCUGCUCACCUGGACUUCCAUCAAGCUCCGUCCACUGCUCAUCUGGACCCCGUUCAGACUCAUUCAUCUGUUCACCUAGACACUCAUCAGAUUCCUCCGUCUACUUACAUGGACCCCCAUCAGACUCCUACCACUGCUCACCUGGAUCACCAGCAUCCUACUCACCGAAACUCCCAUCAGGCUUCUCCUCCUCCUCACCUGGACCUCCAUCAGACUCCUUCCCCUGAUUACCUGGGCCCCCUUCGGUCGCCUCCGGCAGCUCAUCUGGACCCCUGUCAGACAAGUGCACCUGUUCACCUUGACCGCGAUCAGGCACCUCCACCUGCUCACCUGGACCCACAUCAGACUCCUCUUUCUGUUCAUUUGGAGGGCCAGGACACCUGCAACUUUCUGGGUAGUUCAGGUGAGCCCAAACUUUGCGGCUUUCUGGAGAAGCAGGGCGGCCCUCUACGGGCCUGGAAGCGGCGCUGGUUCACCUACGAGGAGAAGCAGAACCAGAUGUACUACUACCGCACCCCACAGGAUGUGACUCCGCUGGGCCGGGUGGACCUCACCUCCGCCACCUUCUCCUACCUACUCAAGGGCGAGAUGGGCACCUUCCACAUUGAGACCCCCGGGCGUAUCUACACCCUAAAAGCGGUGACUCAGGACCUGAUGCUUUAUUGGUUGCAGCAGCUGCAGCUCAAACGCUGGCAUCACCAACAGAACCAAAAGACGAGUGCCUUCCCCAACGCCGCUGACAACAUUGCAGACAACUUCCUGCCGCUGUUGAAGAGUCCCGCGGGGCUGGUGGGGGAGGAGGCCGCCAACGAGGCGCCUCAAAGGACGUCGCUCGGCAACGUGUCCAUCAAACAUCCGUUCAUCCAGAUCCAGAACACAGUCCACAGUCUUCGUAAGAGGUCAUCUCAGGAGUGGGCGCAAAGUGUCUUCCACGUGCAAGUUCCAGCCGGAGUCCAAGUGGACACCAAUGCCGGCGGCCCCACCUCCAUGACGGCGCCUCCUGCUGGGCCGGUCGGACGAGCUGCGGUGGGCGGUGCGAGACGCGCUCCGCCGGACACUCAGCGGAGGAAGAAGAAUUUGAUCUCCUCGAGCGGGACGAUGGCCGCGUCCUCGCAGUCUAUGUCCCGCCUCCAGCGUGACAACGAGAUGCUGAUGGAGGAAGUUAAAGCUCAGAAGGAGCUCGUGUGGCUGCUCCACAAAACCUUGGAGGUGGCCCAGCGGGAAAAGCAAACAUGCGCUGACUUCGUGGCGCCAGAAGGCGAACGGCAACGAUUGGAACUGCUGCGGUACCGCGAACGCCAAGGGGCCGACCUGCUCGGACAGUCGGAACGAGCGCAGGCGCGGGCGGAAGUGGCCGGGCGUGAUUUGGACCAGAGGGACCUGCAGGUGGCGCAACUGCGUGAGCGGGUCAGGGAGCUGACAGAAAAAAACCACGCCGAGCGGGAGGUGAUCCUCAAGCUGUCUGAUCACAUCGCUGCAUGCGUGUCCAGCCCGCCAAGUUCCGCCUCAUCCAUUCCAGACUCGCUCAGACAACUGCAGCAGCGUGUCGAGGACCUGAGGGAUGACAUCGAAGCUUACAAGACGCAGAACAAGUUUCUGAACUCUGAGAUCUUCCAGCUGACUAAACUGUGGAGGAAGAGCUCGGAGCAGGAGCGCAGUCUGAUGGUCAAGUGCGCUUACCUGGAGGCAUGGCACUGCCAGGCCGAGAGUCGCUACCUCGGAGUCCUGCGGAAGCUGCAGGAGAACAGAAGUCUGGAUCCAGACCAGCGGUGGACUAUUCAAAAGAUGGUAGAGGAUGCUCUGCAGGGGCAGGCAAAGAACGUCAAAGCCACCACAAGCAGCCUUCACGACGAGUAUGGCUUCAAGAUCAUUCCCGACUACGAGGUGGAAGAUGUGAAGCUUCUGGCCAAGAUCCAAGCGCUGGAGAUCCGCUCGCACAACCUCCUCCAACAGGAUGGUCGAGAGCGCCCCCUGUUGAGUCGCUGGGCUCAGUACCUCGCCGGCAGGUCAGAUGACGACUUUUGCCAUUCGCCGGAACUCAAAGGCCUGCUGCGGGCCGGCGUACCUCAAGAGUACCGGCAGAGCGUCUGGCGCUCCCUAGUCCAGGCAAAGACCAGGACCGCCAGAGCGCGCCACCCGCAGCGAUACCAGCAGUUGUGUGACAAGAGUCGCACGUGUCCUCAUCCCGCCUCCAGACAGAUCCAAUUGGACCUUCACCGAACUCUAACCAGCAACCGCAAUUUCUCCUCGCCGUCCAGCCCCGCCCACCAGCAGCUGCAGCGCAUUCUAUUGGCCUUCUCCUGGCAGAACCCCUCCAUUGGCUACUGCCAGGGACUCAACAGGUUGGCGGCCAUUGCUCUUGUGGUUCUCCAAAGUGAAGAGGACGCGUUUUGGUGCGUGGCGGCCGUGGUUGAUGCCAUCAUGCCUCAGGACUACUACACCAAGAACCUGCUGGCUGCGCAGGCGGACCAGUACGUUCUGAAGGACUUUCUAAUAGAGAAGCUUCCUCGGCUGGCGGCGCACUUUGACCUUUACGGAAUCGACGUGUCUCUGGUUACCUUUAAUUGGUUCCUGGUGGUUUUUGUGGAGAGUCUGCCCAGCGACAUCUUGCUGCCUCUGUGGGACGCCUUUUUGUAUGAGGGCACCAAGGUGAUGUUCAGGUACGCAUUGGCUUUGUUCAAAUACAAAGAAGAUGACAUCCUGAAGAUCCGUGGCAGCGUUGACAUCUACCAAUACCUACGUUUCUUCACCAAGACCAUCACCGACACCAGGAAGUUGAUGAGAAUGGCCUUCGUCGACAUGAACCCGUUUCCCGGCCGCCUCCUUAGAAACCGGCGAGCGCUUCAUCUGGAGCGCCUGCUGGGGGAGCUGCGAGAACUGGAGGAGCAGCAGAAGGUGUUUGCAGCGCUCAGCGGCGACUGCUCGCAACGGCGCCCCGACAACCCGAUGAACAACGAGGCCAGCGAAGACGAGGAGGAGACGAGCUGAAUUCCGUCGCUGGAAUCUCUGCCGGACGUCCGCCACUUUCCGCCGAUUUCACCAAAAACAUUUCGAUUCAAGGAUUCCUUUGUUUUUUUUUUUGUUUUUUUUUUUUUAAAAGUAAAAAGCGAAUGGUAUCAAUCAAGGUUUGCAACUCAAAGACACAACAACUACGACAUCUACCGUAACGUCAAUUGUCACCACUGUAUAAAACCGCCAAAGACAGGUAAACUGUUGCAAAUCCCCAAUGUGGGACUAAUAAAGGUUAUCUAAUGUAAUCUACAUUGACUUCAGUUUAGCUCACCGAUAGCUGGUCAAACUUGAACUAAACUUCAUGUCGGUUCAUCGUUUCAUUUAGAAGACAAAGUCUA